AUGUCAUUCUACUCAAAUGAAAAUAGUAGUAACAACAAUCUAAAUUAUGCAAUACAGUUUAAUUCAAACACCACCACAUCAAAUGAAUUAUCAUCAUUCCCCAAGACUUCAAGAUUUUUCGAUAAUUCAUCAUUACCAGACCUAAAACAAUUUGAAAUUGGAGAUCAAAAACAACAAAUUUGGUUUAAUGGUCAAUUAUCAAAUUUUAAUUAUAGUCCUUUCAAUAUUUUACAACAAAAACUAAAAGCAUCACCUUCAUUAAAUUAUGAUUUAAUACCAAACAAAUUUUUUAUAUUACAACCAAUAAAUCAAGAACCUAACGAAAUUCCUUUUUUACAUCUAAAUGAAGAAUUAAUGAAAGAUCCAAUGUUACUAAUAGAAAAUUUAUCAGAAAUUGGUAAGAAAUAUGGUGCAAUAAAAAUCAAAUUACCAAAUAAAGAUCAAUCCAUUUUCCAAAAUUCAAAUCAAGUCAACUCAGAUUUGUUUUGGUUUGAGACUAAUAAAUUGUUAAAUAAUCCAAAAGAAGAUGAAAUAUACGUUAGAUUAAACUUUCACAGAAACCUAUUGGAUUUUCAUCAAAGUGAUUUAUACAAGAAAUUUGAAGAUAGUGAUAUAAAAAAAUCAAAAGACAAUUUCAAUUUUCAUUUAAAUAAGUUACCAAUGAUCGAUAAAAGACCAUUGGAUUUGUACAAGUUAUUUCAAUCAGUUAUGAUAAGAGGUGGAUUUAGUGAAGUAAUAAAUAAAAAAUUAUGGGCACAAAUCGGAAGAGAAUUGGGAUAUAAAGGUAAAAUAAUGACAAGUUUGAGUAGUUCUUUGAAGUCCUCAUACCAUAAAAUAUUGUACCCUUAUGAAUUAUAUUUAGCAUCUGAGAGAACCAAUGAAGUUCAAGAAGAAGAAGUUUCUGAAUUAUCUAAUGGUAAAAGAAAUAUUCAACCACUGGAACCAAAUAAAAAAAUGAAGAAAGAAAAUGAGUGUCCUUUAAUUAUUGGCUCAGCAAAACAAUUCAAAAGACGAAUCAAGACCAAAGUUUCCAAAGGUUUUAUACCUAAUGCGCCUCAUCUUAUAGAUAUUAAACAGCCAAACACAUUUAUCAUUAAACAAGAAGAAAGAAAAAGAAAUCGAAGAACUAACGAUACAGUUUAUGCACCAAUUACACCACAAAGUCAAUUUAAUCAUAGUCUUUCAUAUAUACUAAAUAAUCAAGAUGAAUCACCAUCAAUGUCAUCACCCAAAAUAGCAUCAGUUUAUACACUUAGACAGUUUAUGGAAAAAGAUUUAAAAUUUCAAGAAUAUAUCAUACAAGAAAACAAAUCAUUAUUUCAAAGAGAUUCAGCUGAAAGAGAUUGGAUAAAUUUUGCAGAUUUGGAAACUUUGUACUGGAAAUAUAUUAAAAAUGAAGAUUCAGAACUGUUGUUCAAAAAUGGAUAUGAGCUUGAAAUGGGAAAAGACUUACCAAGUUAUAUACACGGUUCAGGUUUUGUCAAAAUUGGAGAUGACAUCAUCAACUUUAAAAACUCAUUAAACAAUUACCAAUUAGGGUUAUCACAUUUGAAACAAAGUGUAAAUAAUAAUAAAAAUGGAUCAGCCCCAAACUCUGCACAAAAUUCACAAAAUCCACGAGAAAUUAACUCCACAGAUUCAAUUAAUCAACUUAUUCAUGCAGCUUUAUACCCGUGGAAUUUACAUAAUCUACCAACUUUACCAAAUUCUAUUUUAGGUGCAUUAAGUGAAUCAGACAUCAGUAACAGAGAAUCAACAACCACCCGGAUCAAUGUUGGAAUGACUUUCAGUACUGAGAAUUGGUCAUGUGAAGAUCAUUUUACACAACUAAUAAAUUAUCAUUUUUUUGGUGCAAGUAAAAGAUGGUAUUUCAUACCAGAAUCUGAAUUUGAGAAAUUUGAGUCACUAAUUAAAAAAGUGAACGCAGAAAAUCAAUCAAGAGCAUCAAAUUUAAAUAAUCAAAAGCCAACUGAUACACAACGACUUAUGCAGAUAUUAUUCAGACCAAAUGAGGAAGAAAUUGAAACAGAUGUAAUCGCGAAAUCAUUAGAAAAUGUUAUAAACACAAAACAAGACAUAAGAUUAUCUGGUUUAUCGAAUUUCAAAUAUAAUCAAGAAUUUAUGAUCACUCCAGAAUUAUUAGAGCAACACAAUAUAAAUUACACAACAACAGUACAGAAUCCAGGAGAGUUCAUCAUAAAGUUCCCCAAAACAUAUUCUUCAUCAAAAUCAUAUGGUUUUAAUUUUUGUGAAGAAGUUAAUUUUGCAUCAAGUGUGUGGUUAGAUUAUGCAUUAGAAGGUGAAAAAUGGCUUCAAAAACAAGGGAUAUUACCAAAUUUCCUGACUUUCAAAUUAUUAUCAUCAUUGGCUAUAAUGUAUGAUACGGGAAAAAGUAUUUCAUUUAGUUCUGAUGUUUUUGCAAAGGUUGCUAAAUUAUAUGAAUCAAUAUACUUAAGGGAGGUAGAGUUGAGAAAUGAAGUUAGGAAGUACAAAUUAAAAGAAACUACCAUCAAUGAAGAGUCUAGUGCUGAUAUAAUUGCUGAUGAUGACCUUUCAACUGUUUUUCCAACUAGAAUUUUGGUGAUUGACAAAAAGAACAAAUCAAAAAUAAUAUCCUUAGAAACCUUUCUCGACACCUCCAAGAAUGAUCCGACAUUUUUAGAAAGUUAUCAAUGUGAACUACAACUUUUUUAUUCUGAUGAAAAAUUAAAAAAUUUUUACAAGAUAUUAAAUGAAUAUUCGGUUGAUUUUGAAAGUUGGAUUAAAGCAUAUGAAGAACUUAUGUCCGACAGUGAUAGUGAAUUAUCAUUAAAGCAAUACAAAGUUUUAUUGAAUGAUGGGGAUAAAAUAAAUUUAUCAAUAAUGUCAACCAACUCAACUAUAAAUGAAUUCGAUCAAGAAAGAUUAAAUUUGUUCCGGUCUUACUUAGACAACCUCAGAUAUUUCACAACCACAUCCACUCAAUUUAUUGAGGAUUGUCAAAAUUUAUUAUCUAUAAAACAUCAACAACGUAUAAGAAAUGGUCAAGAUUCAACAAUUAGUGCAUCUUUCAAUGAUUUAAUGCAAUUAGUAUCCAAAAUUCCUAAAUUGAAUUUCACUUGUCCAGAAAUUGAUCAAAUUUUAGAAUUUAAAGUUGAAACUGAAAAUUUUGAUAAGGCAAGUAGAGCAUUGAUAUCGAAAAGGAAUAAAUCUUUACAAGAAUUUGAUAACCUAAUUAGUCUUGGUGAAAGUUUUGGAUUAGAUAUACCUUCAUUGAGUUUUAUAACUAGAAUUAGAGAUAGAUUAUUAUGGUUGAAAACUUUUGAACUUAUAGAAAAAGGAGUUGAUCCGUACUCUGACAAAAAAGAAGUUUUUACAAUUGAUCACCUCAAAAAGUUUUACUAUGAAGGUUUGGAAAUUUUAUCUGAGGAUGAUUUGAACUACAUCAAAUCAGUUGAAAAGAUUUUAAAUGAAAGUAUUGUUUUCAAUUAUAAUGUCGGUAAAUUUUUAACAUACCGAUAUGUUCAUGAUCUAAACUUACAAGAAAUGGAAACUAUAGUUGAUAAAUUUACGCAAGAGAAAUUAUUUAUCUCAAUGGACAAUUAUACAGAAUUAUCAAAAAUUCAAUUCAACUUGAAAUUAAUAACUCAAUAUAAUGAAAAAAUUGAUUCCAAAAAGACCCCAUACCCAGAAUUAAAAACUUUUUACAAUUCAGUACUAGAAAGUGGUUUAAAUUUCAACACAACAAAAUUCUCAUCAAUGUUGCAAGCCACAGAAACUUGGAUAGAAUUAACAAUCCCCAAAUUUGAAAAGCUAAAAAUACUAACAACUAUGAAGAAUCCAGAUAUCGAUCAUUUGAAUCAAAAAUACACCACAAAUUCCAAACUAAUUGAAAGGUUAUAUCGAAUUUUUUACAAAAUUGAGUAUAAUUUAUCAAAAGACGAUAAAUAUGAGGAGUGUUCAUCAUUUUUAAAUAUCACCGACAACAAUGAAGUUGAUGCAAAAUAUUAUUGUAUAUGUAGGGAAUUUGAACAUGGCACAAUGGUUGAAUGUGAUAAAUGUAAUGAAUGGUAUCAUGUUCAGUGUGUUAAAUCAAUAAGCAAUCCAAAUGAAGAUAAAUAUAACUGUCCUACAUGUUUAUUAAUUGGUAAAGGGUUGGUAAAAGAUCAAUAUUUAAACACUCAAAUGACUUUUGAAGAAUUUGCUGAAGUAAAUCAAGAAAGUUCAGAUCUUGAAGCUGUUCCUGUAAAUGAAGCCGGUAUUCUACAAGAGAUAUUUAGUAUGUUGAAUACAUACAAAAUUGAAUUUGAUGAAGUGUUUACAAGUAUAAUGAAUGAAGAAGACGCAAAAAUACGUUUGGAUAAAUUAAAAUUUCAUUUAAGGAAAAUUUAUGGUUGUGGUAUAUUCAUGAAAGAUAUAUGUGAAAAAUUGAUACAAGCUAUUAACGACUUGGAAAACUCAAAAGUGAAAAAUGAAAAUGCAGUUAAAAUUGAAGGUGUCGCAGAAAAACCAGCUUCAGUUCAAGAUUUAAAUACCAAAUCAUUGGACUUUUCUUUAUCAAUUAAUAAUACAAGUCAACCUGAUACGGCAAAUGUUCAUCCAUCCUCGACGACAUUUAUAAUGGAGCCAACUUCCAACAUGAUACCAAAUGGAACAGCUGACAAUGACCAACAAAGAACUGGUGAUGAAACUGAAGUUGAAACUGAUAUAGAGGUGGAAGAACGCAAUGAUCAAGAUGAAAAGAUCAAUCCACCAACAUCAACGUUUGUAACAUCGGCUAUCAAGUCACCAACAGCUACAAAUCAAUCACCUCAACAAUCAAAAGAUAAAUUGAAUUUUAUUUUCUAUACACCGAAAAAGAAAAACAGCACCGCUACAAAUUCUCCAAAAGAUAAAGCUACUCCAAAAAUUUCUCCUACAUCGGACAAUAUCAAUGGUCAAAGUCUUGAUGAAAUCAAAAAGAAAGCUGAAGAGGUGAGUGAGAAAUUGGAAGCUGUUGUUCAUAGCAAAGAAGAUGUCGAAAUGAAGGAUGUUGAGUAUCCUAUAGCAGAUCAGAAUAGUGAUACUGAAACGAAAGAUGUUAAAGAUGCUGCAAUUGAACAAGAUAAAGAUACUGAAAUGAAAUCCAUAAAUGAUGACAACAAGAAUCAAGUAUUUGUAACACCUGCAAGCAAUGAGAAAACUGAAAAUGGUCACAUGCCAGAGGUUGAAAUUAGUAAUGGUGAAUUUGGAGAAAAGACCUUAGCUAUUACCCAAGAAACUAAUAAAGAGAAAAAGUCAAUAUCAGAAAAUAGAGAUUUUUCAGAGAAUCCUGGAAUUGACUCAAACAAUUUGAUUGAUAUUGUUGAUAACAAAGAGGAAGCAACUAAAGAGGAAAUAAAUGGUACAAAUAGCAUUCUUGACUCAACAUCUGAAGCAAUUAAUGAGGUCGAGAAGGAGGACAAAAUGGAGGUUGAUGAAGAAGAUUCAGAUAUAAAACAAAAAAAUGAAAACAACGAGGUUUCUCAAAAUCUUUCAACAGACUUUGAAACAACGAACUUACAAAAAGGGGAAUCUUCAAAAAUAGAGAAAGAAAAGGCACCAGAAGAAAGCAAAGAAAUUGAAUUGUCGAUGGAACCACAAGUACUAGCUGUUCCAGUUGAGCCUUCAAAAUCUGAACAUUCAGCUGAUAAUCUGGUGGGCAAUGAGCAUUUAGGUGAGUCAAAAUCAGUUGCUGAACCUAUUGAAAAGGAACUGAGAUCCAGCAAGAAAUUUGAGGACGAAAUUGGAGAAAAAACAGAGACAAAGCAAAUUAAGGAAGCUCCUUUAAAAGUUAAACCGGAGACUAUUCCCACUAAAGAGUCAAAGUUUGAGCAACUAGACAAUGAAAAUGCAGUACCUGAAAACAUAAAUAAAGAAGCAUCAACUCUGGAAAUUUCAGUAGCGACAGCAGCAGAUAAGGAAGUGUUAAAUGAACCAUCAGCUGUAGAAGAACCAAUAAUUGAAGAAUCAAGAAAAGAAGAAUUACCAAAAGUAGAGUCUACAAAUGAGUUACCCUUAAAUUUUGUUUCUGAGGUACAAGAACCAGCAGUUAUAGAAAUUUCAGAAAGAGAAACAAAAGUAGUGACACUAAAGGUCGGAGAAAUUAAAGAUGAAAAGAAGGAGGAAAUCCAAGCUAGAGAAUAUUCUACAUUCAACAAUGUUUCUACUAUAGUUUCAAAUUCUCCAAAAGAAAAAAAUACUGCAACUAUAGUAGAAAAUUCAAAUUUGGAAGAGCCUCAUGUAAUUCACGAUGGUAACAAUAUCAAUAGUCCGAACAAUGAUCAUAAUGAUGGUAAUGAUGACAAUGAUGAAUAUGAACCAAGAUCAAAAAUAGUUAAGUUAAUAUUAAGUCCUGCUAGAGCCAAAAUUUUGGCGACUAAAACACAAGAUAUUAAUGAUGCUUCUCCUUCAGCGUCCAAUGGAAACGAAAAUGGUACAAGAAGUAACGGUGUUCGUGAUACAAAUGCAAAAUUAAAGAAGCAAGAAGAUCAUCAUAAAAAUGAAUAUUUCAUUACAUUAAACUAUAAGCAAAAUUCAGCUUAA
Molecule: messenger RNA, 6543 nt
Organism: Lodderomyces jiufengensis
Lineage: Eukaryota; Fungi; Ascomycota; Pichiomycetes; Serinales; Debaryomycetaceae
Exons: 1
Coding region: 1-6543 (2180 amino acids)
Biological process (GO): chromatin remodeling
Cellular component (GO): nucleus
Molecular function (GO): histone demethylase activity; DNA binding
Source: RefSeq, a predicted model, not a curated record